This is a messenger RNA of Tetrahymena thermophila SB210, 3879 nucleotides long. RefSeq names its product Serine/Threonine kinase domain protein. NCBI's taxonomy places the organism in Eukaryota, Ciliophora, Oligohymenophorea, Hymenostomatida, Tetrahymenidae. The transcript is spliced from 12 exons. The record is from RefSeq and is a predicted model, not a curated record. Gene Ontology annotation, molecular function: protein serine/threonine kinase activity; protein binding; ATP binding. Gene Ontology annotation, biological process: protein phosphorylation.
AUGAGUUAUAAUCCCUUUUCUAUUACAAAUUUAUAUGAUAUAAAGAAUCGCAGCUAAAAUAAUGUGUAGCCUUUGAAUUCUGCAUUAAGCAACUACCAAAAUAGGAGUAUUUCUCCUAACACAGGUGGGUUACUAAAUAGUAGCAUGAAUGGAUAAAAUAAUGGGUCAAGUACUCCUAAUUACAGCAAUAACUAUUACAUAUAAACAUAAGGCGCUUUAUAGAGUUCUACAUUUUAGGGUAGCCCAAAUCAAAAUAAUACAAAGCAAUAUCAACUAGAUUUGCAAGCACCUCGAUAAGCUAAUUCUCCUUUAAGUCAUACAAACAGCUCAUAGAUUUUAAAAACAUAAAACACACUUACUAAUCAGCAAUAAAUGUAAAGCUCUUAAAUUUAGAAUAUUUAGGGACUAAAUGGAAUACCUUAAUACUAAAAUUUAUUCCAACAAACUAAAAAUUUAAAUUCAAGCAAUGGUUAUUAGUAAAAUGGGUUUGUACCUCAUUAGCAAUAAAAUGUGAACUAAUACAAUAUUAAUAACACUGAAUAAUAUAAAGAAAAAAGCCCUAUGAUGACUAGUAAUGUAAAUAACGGAAUAUAAUAUAGCAUGAAUUAAACUGUUAAAAAAAUACCUACUAACAAUAUUCAAAAUACAUACGAGUCUUAGACUCCUAAACCACCUUAGCAAUACCAAUAACAGUAACAAUUUUAGUAGGCUACAAAUAAAAGUCUUUCUCCACUCAAUCGCUCAGGAUAACAGAAUAAAUAUUCAAAUAUGAAUUUUACAAAUUAUGCCUCUAGCAAUAAGUUAGGAAAUUAAAACAAUUUAUAAAAUCCAGAAGAAAAAAAUAAACUAAUAAAUCAAUCCCAAUAAUUUGGUAAAGCAAAUCCUAUAACAUCAAAUCAAAAUUCCUAGCAUGUCAACUAAUCACUACAAGGUCUUCUUACAAAUUAUAACACUAAUUCAAAUUAUUAAUUGUCUUAAAAUAAUUAUACUGGUGGGCUCAAAACCACUUAUUCCACAAACAUUCCUCAAAAGGAUUAAGGAUUAGCAAAUGGAGGAGGAUUAAAAUCAGCCCGUAAUGUUAAAGAACAAAUAAAAUAAAUUGGAAAUACAAUUUCUACAACAUUUACUUCCUCUAAGAAUUUAUAAGCCCCAUAAACAUAAAGAGUUUUCAAAAGUAACGAGGCUGUUGAAGAAAACUCUAAUAACAGGCUUCUCACUUCUCAUUCAUCAUCUUAAAAUAUCAACUAAAGUUAAAAGCAAAUACCCAUUUCAAAUGGUUAUUCUUCCAAUUUCAAAUCACAGACACCAACUCAUUCAAAUAAUCCAACCCCUGCUUCGAUACCUGCUAAUCUUGUAAACAACUCUUAUAGCGAUAUCAAAAAGAAUCAAUAAUCAAACUUCUAAGCUCACUCAACAGAUUCAUCUUUUUAGAAUAAAGUAAAUGAGUAGACUCCAAAGACAGGAUAUCACUAAUUCUCAUCUGAUUAAAAACCAUCCUAUUAGUAGUCUCAAUUCACUUACAUGAGCGGUAUGAAUAAAUCUGCCUCAAACAGUAGAAACAUAUCACCUUAAAAUAUUUCUGUUAAUUUAAGUACAAAUAAUCUUUCAAAUUCUCAUACACCCAGAACUUAAAGCAAAAAUAAUUCUUAAACGGGAUUACCAACAUCGAUUACUUAGUAGUUAUUCAGUCGAAAAUUACAAGAAUAGCGUUAAGUAACAUAAACUAAUGUACCUUAAUCUUAAAUACAAUUAUAAAGUUCUAACAUUAACUUGACUUCUCAAUCAUCACAAACAAAAACUCCAUCAAUUCAAAAGCAAGAGUCUUCACCUAAUGUUUCAAGUUCUAUCCCUUAGUCACCUGCCUAAAUAUAAAACUAUUAGCCUAUGAGUAAUUAAUCCUCAUCUCACAAUUUGGGACAACAGUCAUAAUCAUAAAUAAAUUUCAGUGGAAAGAAACCUACUAGCAGUGCUACUCAUUAAUCUACUCCAACUACUUAAAAUCAACCCAGUUUAACAUCAGAAGUAUCGAGCUCAAUAAAUUAAACUAAUUCAAAUAUAGAAAAAGUAACACAUGUCUAGUUUGACCCAAAUACUAAUAGUACCUAAAAUUUAGAUACAGAAGUAUACGUUUAAGCAUAAACUACCUAAGAAAUUUAGGCUUAGAGUUAAUCACAAAACUUUUAGCAGUGGUGGACUGAAAAAAGAAAUAUCAAUUUACAGUUUAUUUCAUGUGCUAAAUUGAAUAAGCACUAAGAGUGUAUUGGAUACCUCGAUAAGAAAAGAGGUGAAAUGAGAGCUGAGAUUAAUUUUAAAGAUGAAGAGUAAAAUACUGCUUUACAUUAUGCAGCUUAAAAUGGAAAUGCAUAAUUAGUAAACUUUUUACUUUUCAACGAAGCAAAUAUUGACAGUCAAAAUAAAUAGCUUAUAACACCUUUAAUGUUUGCUUGCAAAGAAGGCCAUGAAGAUGUGUGCUAACUGUUGAUAACUGCAGGGGCAGAUAUAAAUAAUUUUGACUCUAAAGAAAACACAGCACUUCACUAUGCUUCAAUCAAUUGCCAUAAAAAGGUAGUAGAUAUCCUAUUAAGGAAACCUUCUUUAUUUUUCAAAAAGAAGAACUUAAACAAUUAAGAAGCAUAUCAAUUAGCAGGUAAUGAUGAAGUUAAAAAAGCUUUCGAAAAUUUCUUCCAGUUAUAGAAAUAGCUUUUGCAAAGUUAACAAAAGUUGCAAAUUCAUGAUGUACAAUCAUAAAAUGUAUAGUAAAUGUUCUAAAAAGUACCAAAAAGCAACAAUCCUGAAAUAUAAGUUGAAAAUAAGAGCAAUGGUGUUUAUAAAAAAUCUUCAGAAAACGACAAUAAAAGCUCAAUCAAUGAAAAAACUAGCACUUCAGAUGAAAGCAAAAGUUCAUUUGGAGCCUAAGAGGAAAAAGUAGGGCCUACUGAUUUUAUCGUUCAUGGGUUAAUAGGAAAAGGUUCAUUUGGAGAAGUUUACUUAGUUGAAAAGAAGGGAUCUCAAAUGCUCUAUGCCAUGAAAGUGCUCCAUAAAUCUAAAAUUAUUCGUCAUAAUUUAACUAAGUAUGCUAUGACAGAAAGAAAUGUAAUGUCUCUUACAAAUCAUCCUUUUAUUGUUAAGCUUAAUUAUGCCUUUUAAACAAGUGAUAAACUAUUUUUGAUUAUGGAUUAUUGCCCAGGAGGUGAUUUAGGAGAGCAUCUACAAAAGGAAAAAAAAUUUUCAGAAGAACUUGUUAAAAUUUAUCUUGCAGAAACUAUUUUAGCUUUAGAAGAUUUGCACAAAAGAGACGUAAUAUUUAGAGAUCUGAAACCUGAUAAUAUUGUGUUGGACUAUGAAGGACAUGUCAAAUUAACUGAUUUUGGUCUUUCCAAAGAAGGUGUACUCGAUCAUUCAUCUGGUGCACGCUCAUUUUGUGGUUCAGUGGCUUAUUUGGCACCUGAAAUGCUAAAAAGAUGUGGACAUGGAAAAGCAGUCGAUUGGUAUUUAUUAGGUGUUGUUAUGUAUGAGCUUCUAGUAGGUAUUCCACCAUAUUAUGCUAACAACAGGGAUGAACUCUUUUACAACAUUGAAAAAGCUCCUCUCAAAAUUCCUUCAUAUCUUUCAAAUGAAGCUAGAUCUCUCUUAAAAGCACUACUUUAGAGAAACCCAGCUAAAAGAUUGGGUUCAGGUAAAGGUGAUGCAGAAGAAAUUAAAGCCCAUCCUUUCUUUGGUGAUGUUGAUUGGAAUACCGUGUAUUAAAGAAAACUUAAACCUCCUAGACCAAAUAGAAAGAUCAGAAUAAGUACAAAAUUUGAUCCAAAUUUAUUCUCAGAAACUGAUUAUAAGGGAGAUAAAGACUAUAUUGCUGGAUGGUCAUUUGUUUCUCCUUGA